Molecule: messenger RNA, 1911 nt
Organism: Dicentrarchus labrax (European seabass)
Lineage: Eukaryota; Metazoa; Chordata; Actinopteri; Moronidae
Product: C-type mannose receptor 2-like
Exons: 4
Coding region: 85-852 (255 amino acids)
Source: RefSeq, a predicted model, not a curated record
AACCCAAAGCUGCCCACCCUGCUGCUGUUGUCCAAGGUGAGUGCUGCUGUAGGAACAAGGCUGCCAAGGUAUCUGGUGGAAAACAUGAGGAGGGAAAUCUGCAUUCUAGUCCCCCUGCUGCUCCUUCUUCCUCCUGUGUGUGGGCAGGUUUCACGCCUUAGACCUAAUGUUACUUUUCACAAAUACCUGAUGAACUGGACACAGGCACAGUUAUACUGCAGGGAGAAUCACACAGACCUGGUCAGCAUCAGAAAUGAAACAGAGAAUUUGGACAAAUUCCAUGGCUGGAUCGGUUUAUACCGAGAGAAUACAAGCUCUGACUGGAAAUGGUCCAGAGGAGAUGAGAUAGCCACCUACUUCCCCUGGAAAAAUGAUCACCCAAAGGAUGGUGAAAACUGUGCUUUUACAAAAGAGGAUGGGAAACAAUGGCUGGCCACUAAAUGUGAGUCCCAUAAUCAAUUCAUGUGUUAUGAGGAGAAUCUGGUUCUGGUGAAGGAGAAUAAGACGUGGGAGGAUGCAUUAAUGCACUGCAGGACCCUGGAGGCAGUGGACCAAAGUAAGCCAGCCACUGAUUACCAGAACCACCGCUAUGACCUCGCCACCCUGCUCACUGUAGAUGACCUCACCUUUGCACAAGAGACAGCACAAGAGGCUCCACAUGAGGUGUGGACGGGCCUCCGCUACCUGGCUGGUCAGUGGGUGUGGGUGGGUGGAGAACCAGGGCCACCCAAGAAUAUUAACAGCUGCCCGACUCAGAGGUUCUGUGGCAUCCUGAGGAAGAACGGCAGCUUGGAUAUAAGGGACUGCAUGCAGAAAAGGUUCUUCCUCUGUUACAAGAAGCCUUCCUCAUAAAUAUUGUGUUCAAAAGAAGUCCUCUUCUUCCUCCCUGGCUCAUGUUUCAAUUCUGUCAUUACUGAAAUAUUUCUCAACAAAGUCAGUCCUUUCUAUUCACUGUAAUGCGAUAAGUUAUAUAUACAUUUUAAGUAACACAAACUCAACUUUUUAAGUUAAAAAAGAUUCUUGAUUUAAUUUUAUUAGUCAUCUUAAGUGACACUAACUUAGUUUUGUAAUUUACAGAAACAUUCCUGAUUAAGUACUUUCACUAGCUAUUUUGUUUGACAGUACAAAUCAGUGUCAUUUGAAAUGACUAAAAUGACUGGUGUAAUAAAGUUGUGUGUAUGUAUCUAUUAUUACUAUAUUCAACAUUGUGCUUUUUAUUUGCUUUGUAAGUCGAAGGUGCAAAGUUAUUGUCACAUAAUAUUCAAUAUCAAGUUAACGUUUUAACUUUCAUGUUAAAUGUCACUCAGCUCUACAGAGCCUUUUAGCUCAUUGUUUUGGUCAGAAGUGUUUCCUGUUACAAAAAAAAGUACAUUAGCUGUGUGUUGUCUGUCUAUCCAUUAUAAUUAAGAUGAUAAAGAAACUAGUGAACCAUCAGUGAGACAUAAGCAGUGGUUACAGUCAUUUGGCAGCACUGUAUCCAUUUCCUUUUUAAUCCAUGUAGUUUCCUGCUCCUAUCUGGAAGCAGACCAGUUUAAUCUCUCUGUGUGACGUCAGCAAUAAAAGCACAUUAAGCUGGAACUCUGUAGUCUGUUGGUUGCAUUUUGUUAACUUUAAGCUAUCCUCUCUGUUAAAACAAUGUAAGAUAAACUCACACAGUCAUCAAAGCUGAAAGAGUAGAUCAGAAUCUCUGAACGGUGUGUUCAGAAACUCUGAUGUUAGGAUGUUUUAUGAAUCUGUAAAUGUUCCGUGGAAAAAAAUAUUAGAAUGAAGCAUGCUAUUAGACAUUCAACUUUCAAAUUUUAAUUGUGAUCUUGUGAAAUGUGAUGUGCAUGGAUCCAUUUAUACAGACAGAUUAUCAACAUUUGCUUGCCUGUUUGUCUACUGAACAAUAAAUCAUUCAUCAUUCCAGAA